ACGUGAUAUUUUGUAUUUAAUUUAUUAAACCGCGCUAAACGUUACGGAGAAAAACAACUCGAUUUAUGUACCGUAACGGUAUGCCGAAUCAAAGCGGAAUACAAGUGUGCAUCUGAUUGUUAAUAAUUUUAUGCAAUUUUUAAGUUUAAUUGCACUUAAUUAUUAUGGAAAAAGGCAACGUCUGAGGGAAAAAAAGAAAUAAGUGACAUUAGAUGUAAACAGAUUUAACAAAACAGCUCUAGCAGCCAAAUGGAAAACACAGAGGUGAAAAAGACAAGACUUACUGUAACGAAAGCGAAUUCGUUCAGUGUAAAACCUUCGGAAAAAUAUAUUAGGCAACCAAGGACUAGCGUAUCGGAUCCAUUGCUGAAAGCUCAAAUUGAAAAGCACGAAGCAUUUAGAAGAGAAUGCUUGUCGAAAGCAAUACAGUGGAACUUGCCUGACAUAGUGGACAGAACCAAACCACACAAGCGUAUACCACUACCUGACGGACUAAGCGAUGAGGAGAUUUCCUUUAUUCAAAGCAGAUGUCAAAGAAAAAACAACAAUUUAAGGAAGCUAUUAAUUGUUCUUGUGAAGAAAGAUUUCGUGACAAUGACAAGAUGGGUAAGCAGUAAUUUGGACGAAGAUGUUCAAAAGAUGAUACAAAAUACCUAUGAAGAAUUCCGUGAUGAAGAACGCAAUAAAAGCAGAUAUAGAUGUCUGCGCUGUCGGAUUGUGUUGGUCACGUGCGUUAGAGCAGUGGCGGACGAAUUGAAAAGUGCAGAAAUUUUAUCGGACGAACUUUAUAUCAAGGUUAUCGAUACCGGUCUCAAGGUUGGGGCUCAAGAAACACUUUGGAAUAAUGUCUUUGAGGAAUGCAAAUGCUCAGAGAGUCAACAUGAAGUGCAUUGUGUCUUUAAGGUUGUUUUCUCAAACCUAAUUGAAAAAAGUCCUGGUAAGGUAAAGAAGGAUUACGAAGCUAUAUAUGAUGACAUUUCCAAACUGUAUAAUUAUUCCCCAGAUCUACUAGUCUGCCAAUGUCGUAAAUUAUGCUCAUCAGGAUUUCACCCUGUUUCAUGUGUCAAGCGUUUCACGACAGGGCCAUGUAAUCUGACUCAUAGUUCAAACCAAACAUCUGACACAUCUGUCUCAACACAGACUUGUUUGAACGAAAUAACGACGACGACUGAGCGAUUGGCGAUGUCAGCAAACCAAGAAAACCAAAUUCAAGCUGGAAAACUAGAUUCAGACAUUCCAGACAUAAGACCCAUGUCAAUAAUUUCGGAAUCCAGUAUUUCUUCAAUAAGUUCACAUUCCACUGGAAGCAAUGACUGCUACGCCAGUAGCGAGUUUUCAGAUGAUGAUUUUGGACAGUCUUCAAACAAUGUAUAUGUGAACUUUCCGACUUUAAGCAAAAGACGAGAGAAAGGAACAGAGAAACGAAAUUCAUCCCAUAAUGUGGACCAUGCUGUUAAGAUAAGGAACGCGUCGUUACAUCUUAUGUCUGCUAUGCACUUAGGAAAACCUUCACCCGCAAGUACAAUUCCUCAGCGCGUAAUAAAUACUAGAAUCUGCAACAAAGCGGAGGACCGUAGACAAUUUUUUGAAAUAAAGAACGCAAAACAUGUGUACGUUGGAAGUUCAGUGGCCAAUGGCUGUUCUUUUAGUGAUUCGUCAACUGAAUAGCCAGACAUAUGUGCUGCAAUAAGAUAAUAAGAAAUGCAUGUGACUAAGUGUGGUUUAGUAGUAGUACUGUACAGCUAUUUCAAUGUCAAAUCAUGAAGUUAAUUAUUAUUUAAAAAUAUAUGUUAUUACAAAGUCAACCAUCGUUUAUAGUAAUAUAUGUAUUUGUGUCAGGAACAUAUAUAAUGAUGCCGGUGUUGUUGUGCUAUUUUAAGAAAACAUACUCAGUGAACAGUAUCACUGUAAAAGCACUUCCUGCGGUCUAUGUAACGGUAAAAAUCAAGUUAAACAUGUAUACAUACGGUCAUAUAUGCGUUAAUAAUAAGGAUGAAUGAUGGAUGUUUGUCUAGAGCACAUUUGUAUAUGAAUUGUGUGCAAAGACUUUCGGUAAAGGUUGCAAAGUGAAAUGAUUUAUAUGUAUUGUAUUUAACAUUUACACAAAAAACACUCAUGUACCGUCAACCCAUUUACAUAUCGUUUUAUUUGUGUAACACUUGACUUCAGAAAAAUGUCAACUUAUAUGCAAUUGUAUGUGCAGUUUUGCUGGAAUAACCAAUGAUUCUAGGUGACCAUCCUUGUUUGUUUAUAUUGCAUAUAAUUUUAUGUACAUUUGAUGUUCACGUGAUCUGAAAUUAAUGUAUAUUUUGCUCAUGAUAAAUUGUUAGCGCUUAACAUAUGAAAUCCACUUAUAUUCUUCAAGUGACGUUUUGCAUAAAUAAAUACUAUUAAAUGUCUCGAAAGGCAAGAAGUCCCACAUAUUAUUAAAAAAAGGACGCAUUCGUAAAAAUGCAAGCUAUCUAAUGUAAUAACAUAGGGGGUGCGGGUGGGGGCAAGGAACGGAAAAAAUGCGGCUUAUAAUUGAAUUCUGACUGCGAUGGUGAGCAUGCAAAUAUUGUCUACGCUCAAGAUUUUUAUUUCAGGUACAUUAGUGUCAUGCUUAACACUUUAAACUUGCAUCGUACAUUAAGAUGUGUGUUUUUCCUCCAAUAAUUUUGUAUUUAAACAUGAUUUAGCAUCAUAAUUAUACGUACUAAUAAAAUGUUUUACAAAUUUCUCUUAUCUUAAGAGUAAUACUUAUGACUUCUAAAAAAAUAUCAGGAGAGUAAUUCCUGUCUAGGUCAGAUAGUAUUACAUAGUAAAGAAUAUACGAUACACGCUAAAUUAACCAUAAAACACUCUUUUUAUAUUAAUGAAACUGGCUGGGGUCAUCGCAUUUGAACGGUCAAUGCAAAUCACUAGAUAGAUGCUAGAAUAACAUUACACUUAGAUCGUAAUUAAUCAUAAAACAUACGCUUGUAUUCCGCCAAAUUAUGAUACAGCCGUUAUAUAUGUCCAGCAUGGUAUAUUGCAGUUAGAGUUAUUAACAAUUACAUGUGUUCAGGCUUACAGUUAAAUAUAAUUUUAAAACGAUUAAAGUGACUUCAAAUUAAGACAUGCAAUGAAAAUUAAUCGACUUGGAAUGAGAAUAGAAAACUUGAUAAACUAUUUGAUUUCUCGUGUGUCGUUGCCAUCGAUAAAACAUUUGAAACUAUUAAUGGCCGAUACAUUUAAU
Molecule: messenger RNA, 3217 nt
Organism: Dreissena polymorpha
Lineage: Eukaryota; Metazoa; Mollusca; Bivalvia; Myida; Dreissenidae
Exons: 2
Coding region: 250-1668 (472 amino acids)
Source: RefSeq, a predicted model, not a curated record